AUGGAAAAUAGUGGAGAUGGGUCUUCUUCUCAGCCGGCCAUAGGGUUCCCUCUAGGCCUAGCUCUUCUGCUUCUCUUGUUAUUAUGCAUGAGUGGCUUCUUCUGUUGCUGCUACUACUGGGAUAAGCUCAGAAGCUGCCUUCAAUCCUCCUCUCAUGACUACACCAACGACACCCCACCACAUGCUGCUCUUUCACCCCCUCAACCCAUCAAUAAAGAAGAGAAAAAGAAUGAAGAAAGCUUAACAGUAUUGAUGCCAGGAGAUGAAAUCCCCAGGUUCGUGGCAUUGCCUGCUCCUCGUGGGCCUCCAAAAUUGGAAAAGAUCUCAGUGGCUUUGCACAUGCAACUUUGA
This is a messenger RNA of Ilex paraguariensis (yerba mate), 351 nucleotides long. The record is from the annotation of a GenBank genome assembly. NCBI's taxonomy places the organism in Eukaryota, Viridiplantae, Streptophyta, Magnoliopsida, Aquifoliales, Aquifoliaceae.